Messenger RNA from Dinoponera quadriceps, 3612 nucleotides. It is a transcript of the gene Nup107, whose product is annotated as nuclear pore complex protein Nup107. Gene Ontology annotation, biological process: post-transcriptional tethering of RNA polymerase II gene DNA at nuclear periphery; protein import into nucleus; regulation of DNA-templated transcription. The coding region runs from base 126 to 2642 and encodes 838 amino acids. The transcript has 7 exons. NCBI's taxonomy places the organism in Eukaryota, Metazoa, Arthropoda, Insecta, Hymenoptera, Formicidae. Gene Ontology annotation, molecular function: structural constituent of nuclear pore. The record is from RefSeq and is a predicted model, not a curated record. Gene Ontology annotation, cellular component: nuclear pore; nuclear pore outer ring.
AGAAAAACGCGCGCGCUGGCGUGUUUGUUUGUUACAGAAUAACCUCUUCGUGCAAAAUUUUCAUCUUCUACAAGCUAAUUAAAAAAUUUCUAUUGAAUAUCGGCAGUGUAUUGUGACAUAUAAAAAUGGAGAUAUUAAACGACACCAAAGACAACUUCGAUCAAUCUAUUCGGUUGUUGGGUUCGCAAAGCCUUCAGAAAUCUUUUCUGAGGUUUAACAAUGAUAUCACUAUCAGGGAAAUGAUGGAAGACAGCACAGCAACUGGAAUGAUUUUGAAGGCGAAUGAACCGUGGCGAGAAGCCAAAAUCAAGCUCUAUUAUGAUUUUUUACAAAGUAUGCAGGCACACUUCUCUGAAGCGCAGGUCUUCGAUACCAUUGCGGAUUUUAUACAGAAUUGUACUGAUACAUUAGAUAUAAUAAGAGGUAUGCAGUCUAAAAUUGAGAAUACCGAAAUAACAGAGGAGGAAACAUCAUUAGAAAGUGAGAGAAACACCUGGAGAUUGAUAUAUUGUCUCUACCAGAAUCGUAUAACCAGUGCUGGUCUGUCUGCUCGAAUGGAACAUUGCGAACAUGUAAACAGUAAUUAUAUUUCCGAGAAAGACGUUGUAGAACAUUUCUACCAAUCCGAGAGCUACAUCAGAGAAUAUCAGUUGAUUAUUGACUGGUUGGAGAAAAAUGCCUUGGAUCAAGCAGAUAGAUAUCCUUCCAUAGAACUUUUCACCGAUAAGACAAUAGCUUGGGAAAAUACGGUUCAUCUGUUGCACAAUCCAAAUUUAAGAAUCACGUUUGAGUCAUCCAGACCAGUGGUAUCAUCCCUUGAUCCUGACGCGCCUAUACGGGAAGGUAAACCGUUGCAUGAUCUGGACAGAGAGGAUGACGCCAGACUUGAGAAGAGAAUGUUCAUAGAAGUGCGCUGUGGACGUCUUCAAAAAGCACAAGCAUUAGCUAUGCACUGUGGCCAACCUUGGAGAGCUGCGUGUUUGUUAGGGUGGAUUCCUAAUCACGAUCCCAAUUAUAACGUUCCAGUGACGGACAUAAAAUUACCUAUUGAGGGGAAUCCUAAUAGGAGUAUUUGGAAAUUGUGUGCCUGGGAUAUGUCUCAGGAUAAGCGUGUAGGUGUAUUCUAUCGUGCCAUAUACGCGAGCCUGUGCGGCAAUGUUCAACUACUGCUGCAGAUAGCUUCAUCUUGGCAAGACGCGUUAUGGGCGUAUGUGAAGACUCUCCUGGACAUCAAAGUCGAGUCGGAAAUGAGAGCAACGAUGGCGAGAAUUUACACGAGCAUGCCGGAGGAAUACUGGAAGAACGAGAUCGCGUUGGAAGAUGUAUUUAAGGAAUUGCACGCAUCGAAGAAUCCCGUGAUACGCGCGCAAUCUAACAAACCCGAUCAUCUGAUUCAAAAAUACCUAAUACUGGAUCAAACAUCCAAGUUGAUGGAAGAGAUCGAAAGUAUGAUAGAUAUCGGCCUCUGCGACUCGCAGUUUCUCCGAUUUCUGGCGCACCUGAUAUUGUUCUUCCGACAGAUCGGAAGAAGUACGAAGGACAAAAUCGAGAACAAAGUAUUAUUGGCGUACGUGCGUGUUCUCAUCGAGAUGGGCGAUCCGACUCUAAUUGCAUUUUACACAGCGACAUUGCCGCAAGAGGAUCAGAUAACCAACUACGCCUCUUACUUGGAGCGCGUCAAGGAGCACGAAGAGCGCAAGAAAUGUCUACGCGCGGCGGAGGACGCGAACUUGAAUGUGGAAGCGAUCACGAAAUUAGUAGUGGAGAACUUACGUAAAAAAAACUUGGAAUCUGACCCGACGGACCUGAAGGGAACCGUCACUGACAUCGACAUGGAAAAGAUCAACGCGCUGGACUGGCUGAUCUUCUACCAAAAUCAACGGGAGGAAGCUCUGUGGCAGACGAACGCGCUCAUCAGGUACUUCCUGACCAAAGAGAAGAUCGACGCGGCACGGAAAGCGUUUAACAAGAUCCCGUCAGAUUCAAUCGAAUCAGUCGUAGCGGAAUAUCCGAGCAUGGAGUGCACACUCAUGAAUGCCACAAUGACGAAUAAUUUGUCGAGAAAAGCGGCCUCCUCCAUAAGAGAGUACCUCUGUUACAAAACGUACCUCGACGCGCAGGAGGGCUUCGGGGAGUGGUUUUCGCAUUACCAUCAUGGCAAACCCAUGCCCUUGGAGGAAUUACCGGUAUAUGCCACGUUCACGGAGAAGGUCGCGUACGACCACAGAAAGACACAGUAUAACAUGGAGCUGGAAAGAUGGAAGUGUACGAUGCAACAUCACACGAAGGCUGUGAAACAAUUGUUAUUUAACGUCCUGUUAUUCCCCGACGGCGGCUGGCUCGUGGACUCGAAGGGCAGCAACGACGAGCCGUGCACGUCCGAGGACGAGCUCAGGGACCAUCAGUUGGAGAAGCUGCGCGAACUUUGUAUUCCUAAGAUUACGCUUUUGCUACAUUCCGUUAUGUCCGAGAUGAAUGAACACGCCAAUUGCAUUCAGCUGGCCGACAUACUCGCGUCCGAGCAACAUCAACUGUAUAAAAUGUUUUCCAAGGGCAGAUUACGCGAAGUGUUCAAGAAGAUCUGCGAGUCUUCCCUCGUCUUGAUGGACCAAAAGAAAGAUCCCUGGGGAUAUCCGAAGUGAAAUACGAAUUUCUAAUCUAUGUUAUGUAAAUUCAUGCGCCUACGACUGACACGAGCGUCGUUCGUAUCAUCAGACGUUCUCUGCCGCUUCCGCUCGUCAUAACAAAUGUAUACAGGUGGUUUUUUUUUAUUACCUCUCCUUGUCUUUUUUCUUUCUUUUUUUUUAUAAAACCAGUUUAUUGUCAACCACAAGAAGUGAAUAUAAAAUUUGAUACAAUGUUCAAUAAUUCACAUAAUCAUAAUAUAUAAUAUACUUCGUGAUUAUUUAGAUGCUCCUUUUACCCAAUCGUUAAUAAAUGUAGCGCUAUCGAAGCCAUUAAGAUUAACGUGUGGGGGAUGUGUGUGACGAAACCCAUAGCCGAUAAAAACGAGCAGAACAUCCUGAGAUACAUUUCGCAGCGACACUUAGAAACUUCGAAUGACAGUUGUGACAGACACACCAACAUCGUCUUCUAAUCUCGUAUUCUCGCCGGGUCGUGAGACCGAUAUCAUCGAGUUUAUAUAUCGGGAUUCGUGCACAACGACGAGAGAAUCGACGAGCACCGAAUGAUAUUAUCACGAAACGAAAAGCGAUGCCACGAUUCUCGUGUCUGAAUUUAAACGAAUAUCGUAUAUCAAUACGCUAGAAGAGAGUCGUAGUGUGAUAUGGUUCUCAUUGUACGCUCUCUAAUGUCUCUAAUGUCAAAGUGGAUAAUGUUUCCCGUCGACGAGAGCAGUCUUCUUUCUUUUUUCGCAAAUUCUCCUCUCCCCCUGAAUUCAAUAAUAGCGUGACCUCUUUCUCCUCUUUUUUUUUUUUUCUUUCCGUUCUCCCCUUCCCUUUUCCUCCUUUUUCCUUUGAAACUCCGACAUGUGCGUCUCUUUUUUUUUUAAUUAACGCUACGAGUUUCAACUUAUUAGAGACACUUACACAUAUGCUACGCAUAGACUAUAUAAGAAAAUUAACAUAUUCGACCAAGAGAGAGAGUACGGAC